UUAAUUUCUGUUUAUUGGUUUGGUGCAUUAAGGACACUAGGUACUGGAAAUAACAGAUGUGUUCCAAACCAGUGGUUAACACUGAUAAACAGUCACUCGCAAAAAGAAAUUGAGCCCCCAUUAGUUUGAGUGACACACCACAGUAACAUCAUUUGAGGGAGUGCAGUUAAAAAGAGAAAAACGACACGGUACCAUCAUAUGGAGGAAUAGUUAGAUAGAGAGACAAAGCACUGCCAUCAUACGGAGGAAUACGGUUAGAUAGAGAGACAAACCACUGCCAUCAUACGGAGGAAUACAGUUAGAUAGAGAGAAAAAACACUGUACCAUCAUAUGGAGGAAUACAGUUAGAUAGAGAGACAAAACAUUGUACCAUCAGAUGGAGAAUUAUUACUACGACUACUACAACAUGUACUACGAUUCUGAUAACUAUACGGGGAAUUGGACUUAUGACCCUACCGAACGAAAUCCUUAUAGAGUAGAGCAGAUCGUGUUCGAGGUGUUUCUCUUGCUUCUGAUACUGGCUGGCAAUGUUGCGGUUCUUGCAGUCAUCAUUGUUGCAGGUCAAAAGUCGAGAAUGCACUUUUUCAUAAAGAAUCUGGCUGUUGCAGAUUUGUUUUGUGGAGUGUUUUACGUGGUUCCUCGGAUCGUAUUGCAAAUUAAUGACGAGCGAUUUUAUGGCGGGGAUAUCCUAUGUAAAUUACAGGAAUUUCUUUCGAACAUUGGUAUUUAUGGAUCAAACAUGAUCAUGAUAGCCUUGAGCAUCGAUCGUCUGUACAUUCUCCUGAGACCCCUGGCGACCUUCGCAACAAGAGGGAGAAAUCCGACCAUGAUAGUCUCCCUUUGUUGGGUAGCCGCGUUGCUAGUCUCGGUAGUAGGACCUUGUGUAUUUACAUACCAUGAGAGAUAUCAGGAAUGCAAACUUAAACUCAACGGAUCGGAAAAAAAGAUCUAUUUUACCGUACUUUUUGUCUUCGUUUUUGUCAUCCCAACAAUCAUCAUCGCGGGAUGCUACUCCAUGAUUGCUUUCAUUAUAUGGAAUGUCUCCAACAAAACAGAAGGUUUUCAGUUAACAGAAAUAUCUUCCCCCAGUGCACAGCAGUCAACAUUACUGACUUCCAGACAGAAUACUAGUAGUUCGUCCUCUGGUGUGGGGCAGAGAAAUUCCAGCUCUACUCUAUCAGACGCAAAAAUGAGGACCAUUAAAAUGACCUUCAUGAUUUCAGUGGCUUUUAUGUGUUGUUGGGCUCCCUAUAUGAUAUUCAAUUUACUGGAUGUAUAUGAACAUACAACACCAUCUAAAGAAAUGAACUCAAUCAGGAUAUUUAUCCAAAGUCUGUUGCCUCUAAAUUCGGUGGCCAAUCCCCUGAUAUACGGCGCCUUCAGCAUCCGAGUGUGCAGACAGUUCAGGAAAAAAAUAAGCAGAAGAUUUUCUACGUCAAGGAGAACAGACAAUAUUUUUAUAUAAACAAACAAGGACUCUUGGAUACCAUGCUGAGGCCACUGAAUGCGUAUAGAUGUCAUAAAACAUAGAUAUAACCGAGUUUGUUACAUAUUGACGUAGAUGACAACUCAAAAACCCUCCGUCAUACACUAUAACUUAGUAUCAUAUCCCGGUACAUUUAUAUAAGGGCGAGCUGCACGACCACUGAGAUAGCCGUGGAUGACCAAGGAAGAUCUCCCAAGGCUUAUAUAAGAUGUAUUUGAUGGAAGUAAAAAUCGGAAUUAGUAAUAAUUUAUAUCAUACCAUGUAAAUUAGCAUCAACAUAAAGGAAUAGUAGAUGUAGACUAAACAAAGUAUGUUUUCUAUACUUACCGAAAUAGACAGUUAUUUAUUAGCAUUUCGUACUAAUGUAGUGCGGUGUAGUUUUAUUCACAUUCAUUUUGCAGUGGUAUAAUAGGUGCAUUUAAGACAAAUUAAUCCCAUUCCUACUUAGUGGUGAGAGAAGGAAAUAAAUCUUUUCAAUAUA
Ostrea edulis (European flat oyster) is the source of this 1967-nucleotide messenger RNA. Its product is annotated as mesotocin receptor-like. The transcript has 10 exons. The record is from RefSeq and is a predicted model, not a curated record. The coding region runs from base 377 to 1465 and encodes 362 amino acids. Lineage: Eukaryota; Metazoa; Mollusca; Bivalvia; Ostreida; Ostreidae. Gene Ontology annotation, molecular function: vasopressin receptor activity; peptide binding. Gene Ontology annotation, cellular component: membrane. Gene Ontology annotation, biological process: G protein-coupled receptor signaling pathway.